UUGUCCCAGCUCAACACAUGGCAGAAACAUCCAUUGAACUUUUGAGAACGUGAAUUGACAACCCUGGUCCUUUGACUGCACGUUACAAUUAUAUGUUACGUGGAUAUUAAUUAGAACUUAUUAUCCCAAUCAUUAUUGAGAUAUCCAAUAGUUAUUUGUUUGAUGGUAAUCAAGAAAACAAGAAAUAACACAGGACAGUCGAUGGUUCUCACGUGCCCACAUGUGAUCUUGAACUCCACAAAGAUACGAAUAUCAAUAUCUUGCCAAUGAAUGAUAUUAUACAACACUUUUUACUAACCUCUCCGGAAAAUUAUUCAUAUAUAGAUCGAGUGUAAUGGACAAGACAAGACAUGUAGUCUACUUGAUUAUGUUAGUAUUAUCAUCUAGAUUCAAGAGAUGGCUCAAGCCUGCAUAAUGCAUGUUAUUGACAUAUAUAUAAAAAUCGAACUUAAUUGAUGGAUAUAUGAGUUGGACACUGAUCAUCUCAUCGCAACUCUCUCUCUCUCUAUAUAAUGAAGGUUACAACUUAAUGACUUAGGCCUUAGAUCUCUAUUUCUAUCUGCAGUCGAGUCUCUAUCUCUUUCUUUCUCAACAAGUCUUUCAUUUUUUAUCAAGCCACAAUGGCAUGCAUGGACAUGCAUAACUCCAUAAAUGGUGCAGCUAGGAUCUCAUUCUCUAAUGAAUUCGUCGAAAUCAGAUCAGAAAAGAAUAGUACUAAGAGCAACAACGUCAACACUAGAAGCUCUUUCUCCAAAACCCCUGAUGAUUUCGAGUUCUCUGUCACCGACUACGCCAUGAUUCCGGCUGAUGAGAUCUUCCUCAAAGGAAAGAUAUUACCGUUCAAGGAGACCACUCAUGUUCAUAGGACCUUAAGAGAAGAGCUUCUGGUCGAUGAAGAGGGUCCUGUCGAUGGCAACAUCUUUUCCAUCAGGCCACUAUUUUUACCUUCUUCGUCCUUUUCCUCAAAGGGUACAUGGAAGGAGCUAUUGGGCCUCAAGAGAGCCCAUGUUAGAUCUAAGAUGCCCGAUAAACUUGAUGACAAAACCAUCUCUGGGAAUGCUGCGACGUGGGAGAGUCAAGUUGGAGAUACAUGAUGAUGGAAUUGUAGAGCUCUCACUUUGGUUUCUAGAAAUUAAUUUAGAUUAUUUCUGAUAAUCUAGAUUGGUACUGUAUUGUAUCCACAUGUUCGUAUGGUUCAAACAACUCUUUUCGGCUCACAUGUUUUGUUGUUCUUGUAAGUUCUUGUUUUGGUUUG
Messenger RNA from Brassica napus (rape), 1255 nucleotides. RefSeq lists its product as uncharacterized. The coding region runs from base 621 to 1094 and encodes 157 amino acids. The transcript has 2 exons. The record is from RefSeq and is a predicted model, not a curated record. Lineage: Eukaryota; Viridiplantae; Streptophyta; Magnoliopsida; Brassicales; Brassicaceae.